Molecule: messenger RNA, 1053 nt
Organism: Pseudogymnoascus destructans
Lineage: Eukaryota; Fungi; Ascomycota; Leotiomycetes; Thelebolales; Thelebolaceae
Exons: 1
Coding region: 112-858 (248 amino acids)
Molecular function (GO): acyltransferase activity, transferring groups other than amino-acyl groups
Source: RefSeq, a predicted model, not a curated record
UUUAUAACAAUAGCAAACCCCUCCCGCUCUCUUUCCAACUCGUCAAACUCCAGUCAACUUCUCUAGCAAAUAAAAAAACCAGCACGUCCACGGCAUCAAAACCUCCCUAAAAUGCCUCUUCCACUGCCCCCAACCCGCCCGGUGCCCCCGCCUGCAAGUCCGUCGUCUUCUGUGGAAAUCCGCCCCAUGAUAUGGUCAGAUGCGAAGCGUACGGCAGAGCUCGCGCAAGUCGCGUAUUGGGACGCGCCGCUUUCAGAUUUGAUUACGCCGCACCGAGUGCCAUACCCAGCGGAUAAUGCGCUGUGGUUUGAAAGACGGAUCAAGAACCGCAUGGUGAGCCCCCGGAAUAGGGGGUUUGUUGCCGUAGGAGAUGGCGAGACAGUCGGGUAUAUGCAAUGUGUUCGGCUCGGGGAUGAUGAGGGGGCGUUGCAGGUGGCGAAGGAGAAGAAGAAGUGGUGGUCGGGGUUAGUGGAGUGGGGAUAUGGCAUUUAUAUGAAGUGUGCGGCAUGGGCGUUUCCGGAUCGGAGUGAGAGCGCUGAAGGGAUGGCGGAAUUUAUUAAGACCGGGGUGUUGGAGAACGAGAAGCACUGGAAGGACAGAGAGGAUAGGAAGAACCGGUGGUAUGUGCAGAGUGUUGUUGUGGCGGAGCAAUGGCGAGGAAGGGGCGUGGGGAAGAAGCUGAUGGCGUGGGUACUGGAACAGGCGCAGAAAGAGGGCGUGGUAGUUUCACUGGAGGCGAGCAUGAUGGGGGAGCGUCUCUAUCGCAGUAUUGGGUUUGACCUGCUGGACAGGUUUAUUAUGAAGAUUGAUGAGAACGACGAAAGCGAGGGUGGUAUCAUGAUGUGGAGCCCAAAAUGAGGUGAGAUGCUGAGUUGGAGUAGUUGUUAGAGGACCUGUUGGAGAGAACAAGUAGAGACUGUUUGACUCGAAUUGUUUCCUUGUUUGUAAAUGGGAUAACUUCUUGUGGUUUUUAUGGGGCCUGGGAUUGCUCAUGUUUCACUCUGGGUAUUGAUUUCAAUAUCAGCAACGAACAAGUCAACAACUUAAGCAAGA